Messenger RNA from Punica granatum (pomegranate), 1246 nucleotides. The record is from RefSeq and is a predicted model, not a curated record. NCBI's taxonomy places the organism in Eukaryota, Viridiplantae, Streptophyta, Magnoliopsida, Myrtales, Lythraceae.
GAAGAACUUAUCCCUCAGUGAACUGACCCGACUUGAGCUGGAUUCGUUGGGAUCCAUUGGCUUCCGAAUACCAACGUCACAUAUACCAAUAUAUAUAUAUAUAUAUUAUUCCACUCUACUAACAUUAUUCUUCUUCUAAAUAUUUUGCAAAACUAACUAAUUUCCCUCCUUUAAAUGCCCCACGGAGACCCCCUGAAAUCCCAAAGGAAAAGGACCCUUAAUUCUCUCUCUAACCCUGUCUAUCUCUUUGACUUCGUCUCUUGAUUCGGCAAGAUAAGGCUUGCUUGGCACUGGGAAUGGGCUGCAAGGCGACUGAGAAGGCAACCAAGCUGAAGACGAAGCACAGGAAGGGGCUGUGGUCGCCGGAAGAAGACCGGAGGCUCAGAGACUACAUCCUUAAGUACGGCCAUGGCUGUUGGAGCUCCAUCCCUAUUAAUGCUGGCUUGCAGAGGAAUGGCAAGAGCUGCAGAUUAAGGUGGACUAAUUACUUGAGGCCCGGGCUGAAGAGAGGAAUGCUUACGGUGCAUGAAGAGGAGACAAUUCUCAUUCUCCAUCGCUUUUUAGGCAACAAGUGGUCCCAGAUAGCGCAGCAUCUUCCUGGGAGAACCGACAACGAGAUAAAGAACUACUGGCACUCUCAUCUCAAGAAGAAGGUGGCAAAACCAGAGCUAACGGAGCCCCAUACAGGAAGUAGUGAAUGCAAAUCAGUAGAUGCUACGGAUUCUCCGUCCCUUCAAGAACCAAAGGACGACUCUUCCAUCAGUCCCCCAAAAUCACAGGCUGAUAUAAGCUCCCUACCGCCGAGCAUUCUCUUUGCAGAGUGGCUGACCCUCGAUAAUAAUACUUACAAUGAAAGUGCUCAUGAAGCUGGGAGCUUCUCAGAUUACUAUCCUUACUUAUAUGAGGAUAGUGAUCUAGUGAGAACGGUCGUCUGUCUGGACUCCACGGACUGUAAGGCAAACUUGUUGGGGGAUUCUUUUUUGCAGAAUGGCAAUGCCGAUAAUGGAGCAGCUUUCAUGAGUGAUGAGCUGAUGAUAGAUUGUACUUAUUAUAGGAUGGAAGAUCCGAGUUCAGAGGGCAAGUGGGUUCCUACCGGGGGAUUAUAUUUACCGCAGUAAUGAGUUUACCAUGGACAGUGACUUGAUUUACAUAUGAUAUACUUGCAGAGAAUAAUUCGUCUCUUAAUACACCGUUCAAUAAGCCAUCAAUUUGGCUUGUUUGGCUGUGGAGUAGGAUUUAACUUCAC